UGUCACUUUGUUUACAGUUCUUUCAGUUUUAAUAUUUUUUCACAAAAAGAAAUCUUUUAAUAUGGACAAAACACGUGAUAAGGUGUUUCGCCGUAAAGAUAGUAUAACGAGAAUACCUAAAGUGUACGAAAACGGACGCAAGGAUGUACCCCGUCCUAGAAGUAGAAGUGUUUUUACCAGUUCUCAUGCUAGCGACGAUCUACAAACUAGGGACAUAGUGAGAUACGAGGGCCAAACUCCACGGCCUCCGUACGUUCCAAAACCAAUUACAGUGAAAAAUUAUUUUACAGAAGAUUACAAUGAUAUUUAUGCAGAUGAUCAUACAGGCGGUACUACAAUAUCUCCUCACGGUAUUAUUACCAUGCGCCUUCGCGAAUACAUACGUGUGGAUUUAUCGUUAGAUCGGGCCAUUCGCAUUUCGAAUACGAAAAACGGGAUUGUCUUAGCAUUGAGCGCGAGCGGGAGUUCCUCAGGUUUGAUUCAUCCCAAUGGACGAGUGUAUCAAUACGGUUCCAGAGUAGAAAUUAUGGCAAACGAUAGUCAAGGCAACGAUAAGUUUGCAAAAAUGUGGUAUAAGGGUGUAAGUUUCACUAGUAUACAAUGCGCGUUAGUUUAUUUGGUAGAUUCUGCUGGAACGAGGACUACCACAGAUACAUUCAACGAUUUAACCCAUGAUUUUACCCUUAAUAUUUUUUAUGAGGAUUCGCUGUAUUCCUACCUUGACAAUCCCAGCACGACCCACACAACGCAUUUAGUGAACGAAGCCAUGACCAUACUCCAGGCUACUAAUUGUUGGAUGACCGAGGAUGGAACUACAAACUGGAUUAUUAAUAAUGUCAGAAUUUCUCAAACAGCAGAUGGCCUUGUGAGAGUUGGUAGAAACAACAAUAAAUUUUCGUUAAGAACAUCUCCAACGAAUGGUUCAGCAUCGGUAUCGUCGCCGUACAUGCAUUGCACCGGUUCAAUGGGUCAAACGCGCCAUUUGUUCGUGAGACGCGGCGAGCGUCGCAUGCACUACGACGGAUCCACGUUCAUCGUGAGAAAUGCUGGUCACUCCGCUGGAUUUGACGAAAAACACCAAUUGAAAGUUUACUAGUGUUUUUUUAGUUUCAUUCGAUGACCGGCUCAAUUUUUUUCGUAGAAUUUUUAUUUGGCCGGCAAAUCCAAUCAUUUGUUCUUUCGUAAUUGCAAUGUUUGUUUUGUCUAUUAACUGCUAGCUAGAAGCCAAAUUUGUGUAAACGCUUUGCGAAAUCGAAAAAUGUAAUUUGGUUUAUGCGGGGCGAUUUGAAUUUAGUGGUGGUUUUUUCCCGGGAAUUGAAGCAUAUGUAAGUCGUAACACCUUGGUCGUUUUUAAAUGAAACCGAAUAGUAUACCUUCGAUCUGUUCGUAAAUAGUGGAAGUUGUUUCAUUUGGAAAAACUCGCGCGAUUUGUUAGAAAGUUGUAAUUCAAUUCUAAAGUUUUUUUACAUUCUGAUUUUUAAUUUGUCGUCAAUUUACUUUUUGAAAUGUGAU
This is a messenger RNA of Phyllotreta striolata, 1512 nucleotides long. The record is from the annotation of a GenBank genome assembly. Lineage: Eukaryota; Metazoa; Arthropoda; Insecta; Coleoptera; Chrysomelidae.